GCAACAAGGAGACCUCGAUAUUGUGUUCAACCUCGUUUCAGUAAAACGUGUAAAGGAAAAUGGCGGUCGCCCGAAUUGAACAGCUGUUGACAUCAACAGAUUGAAACAAUGCUUCAAGAAUCAUUCUUAACAGUCCUUCUUCAUUUGGCAGCUUUCAGGCUACUGCUACAUUAGCAAUUUGAGUUUCAAGAUUUACCUUGUGAUUCGAGAAAAUUCAAUACAAUUCUCUGUAUGUGCUGGGUUUGUGUGUUUUUGUUCAUGUAAAACUGGAGACAUCCAAUCGAUGAAUAUCUUCAGGAGCAGAUUAGUUUCCAAACGAGAAAGCCCAUUCAAGAUUAUACAUGGAAAAUGGCUUGCAAGCUGUGGAACCGAAGAAAUGCAUGCAAUAGCUAACAUUAAGCCACCAAAUAUUGUGGUAUUCAGCAGAAAGCCAGAUUCAUUGACAACAUGGAGGAGUCUUCUUCAAACUGUUCUAUCUCAAGAAGCAUAUGUGAUUUACAGUUUGCCCGAGAAAGAUUUUGUUAAAGACUAUUGGAAGUCAAAUACAGUCAUGCUAGUUUUGGAUCAAAUUAAGCUGGAUUAUCUCCAAAAGGAACAAGUUGAUAGCUAUGUUUUUCUUGGAGGAAAAGUUUUCUCUCAUUGUAGCACAUAUCCAGUUGCAAAUGAAGUAUCCAAUUUGUUAGACCCUGCUUGCUCUGAUAAAACUGUACAACAGGGAUGUAUUUUCAGCUCCUAUGAUAGAGAGAUUGAGUUUCAGGGCACCGUGGUAAAUGAAAUCAAGGACUCACUGGGAAGCUACACCAUGGAAGCAUUGUGUAAAACAAUAUCUCAUCAACAUCCUGUUGUGAAUCCAAGCAAGUUUGGAAAUGGCCUUGUAGUUACAUCUGCUUUAAAUUUCCAAUCAGUUUUCAAGAAUGAAUUUAUCAAUGAGAAGGAACUUGGGGAAAACGGAAAGUCUGCACUAACUCUGUUGAAAAUGGUCUUUGAAGCCCUUGGUAUGAAAUGUCUUGAUCCAGGGUCAACAUUGAAUAUAAAACUGACGCCUGGGCAUGUUUAUGGAGACAGAAAGAUUGUUGCAAAAUUUAUUCCAGCACUUAAAGCUAGAAUUGAAGAGAGACAUGGACAAUAUAAAGAUAAAUCUCGAAUCGUGUUGCUCGAUGAGAAACAUUCUGGAUCAGAAUUUCCUCUUGACGUGAAGCAUUUUCAUAUAAUAGUUCCAGAUGAUAUAGGGAAAAUUUCAAAGUCAGAUGAAAAAUUCAACUAUGCAACUUACAAGUUCAAUCUAAAAAGUGAAACCAUUGGUAGACUCUUGGUUUACUCAAAUGUUGUAUCAUCAACACAAUCUAUUGUUGAAAGUAUUGUUUCACUGCUGUCUGGCCCCAAUGGACUAGUCGUUGCUGCAGGCCAACAAACUCAAGGAAAAGGUAGAGGAGGGAAUGUUUGGCUUUCACCAUUCGGCUGUAUGAUGUUUUCAGUUUUGGUACAGAUUCCUUCAUCGUCACUUCUAGGCCAAAGGAUGCCAUUUUUACAACACAUUGCAGCCGUGGCCUUUGUCAGAUCCGUUCGAAGUAAAGAAGGUUAUGAGGACAUCAAUGUGCGCAUAAAAUGGCCCAACGACAUUUACGUUGGAGACAGCAUCAAAAUUGGCGGACUCAUUGUUAAUUCGUCGUAUAUGGAUGGCAAAUUUAGUGCUGUUAUUGGUAUUGGUGUAAAUGUCAAAAAUAAAAAGCCUACAAUAUGUCUGAAUUCGGUAAUAGAUGAACACAAUAAACAAAAGAACACUCAUUUAGAACAUUUUUGUAUUGAAGAACUAGUGGCUGCCACGCUUUCGAAUAUUGAGAAAAUCAUGGCGGAGUUCGAAGAAUAUGGAGUCGAGGAAUUCUGCAAAAUCUAUUGUAAAUAUUGGCUGCAUAGCAAUCAAGCCGUCAAAAUUGAGGCAGAUGAUGAAGAGGUUAUUAUCAAAGGCCUGGACACUAAUGGAUUUUUAUUGGUGGAGAGCAAAGAUCGUGGUUUCCUUUCCUUACAGCCAGAUGGCAAUUCUUUUGAUAUGAUGAAAGGACUUAUCAAAAUAAAGGAAAGGACUUAAGCUGGAUCAUAUUCUUCAGAAACGUAGCAUCGCACUCAUACCUCGUCCAACCAAACUUCGGCCCCUGCGGAGGAGAAACAAGAAUCAGAAUAAUACUAGAAAAAGAGGUAUAUACAUUUAUAGUACAGCAAAAACUAUUUACUCUAUAUUUUAUUGUACUAAUGUAUGCAACUGCGCGUACUGAAUAUUACCAUGUAAUGUUGUUGAAUUUGGUUUGAUUUGUAGUUUGAUUACCAAGUUGAAUGAUGA
Messenger RNA from Rhopilema esculentum, 2335 nucleotides. Its product is annotated as biotin--protein ligase. Gene Ontology annotation, molecular function: biotin--[biotin carboxyl-carrier protein] ligase activity. Gene Ontology annotation, cellular component: cytoplasm. Gene Ontology annotation, biological process: protein modification process. Lineage: Eukaryota; Metazoa; Cnidaria; Scyphozoa; Rhizostomeae; Rhizostomatidae. The record is from RefSeq and is a predicted model, not a curated record.